Molecule: messenger RNA, 887 nt
Organism: Olea europaea var. sylvestris
Lineage: Eukaryota; Viridiplantae; Streptophyta; Magnoliopsida; Lamiales; Oleaceae
Product: putative phytosulfokines 6
Exons: 3
Coding region: 416-703 (95 amino acids)
Biological process (GO): cell population proliferation
Cellular component (GO): extracellular region
Molecular function (GO): growth factor activity
Source: RefSeq, a predicted model, not a curated record
UGAGCGUGGGGAGAGUAUAAUAAGAAGAUGAAUUAUCAGUGGGUUGGGUUGGACGGGGCCCAUUUCAUCAGGCAAUGAGACACCAUGCUAUGGGAUUUCAUGGCUUAAAAAUACUUGUGAGAUUCUUGUUAAUGAAAAACAUGUAAGAAAUGUACGAUUUAAGGAGGUCGACUCUCAAUACAGGAUUAAUUCUCUGGUCUGAUAUCCUUUAUGUAAGAAGGAAAUAUUAGAACGACCUCAGCGAAAAAGUAAGAGGACGAUUAGGUUCGAUACGUCGAGCAUGCCUGCUCUUGCAUGUAUUUAUACCAGCCAUUAGCCAUAUGCUACCUCCACUCCCAACGCCCAACAAGAACUCUCUCUCUCUCUUACAGAGAUAAACACAGACACAAAAACUUUGUUCAAGGUAAAUUGAAGUAUGAAGCAGAACUUCCUUUAUGUUGCACUUCUCUUCCUUACAAUAUCCCUUGUCAGCACCUCACAUUCAACUGCUCGCAAGUUGAUAAUCACAACCAAACAAGGAGAAGCAGGUGUAAAGCUGAACAAGAUCAGAUACGGGGAUUUUCAUCUACAGAAGGAAAGCACUAAUUCUUUUGAUAAGCUGAUGGGAGCUGAGGAAUGUCCAAACGAAGAUGAAGAGCGCUUGAGAAGGGUUGUUUUAGAGUCUCACCUGGAUUACAUCUAUACACAGCACCAUAAACCUUAAAGAUUUUCCAGAGGAAUAAAUAAAGGGAUUCUUUAGGUCGAUCGGUAGCUUUAAAAUUUAUUUAGCAUAUAAAUGUUAAGAGUUUGUAUAAUAGUUCCUUCAUGGUUAUUAUGCUAUUUAUCUCUGAUAUUACGACAAAAAAAUUUUGUUAUUUCGAGUUUGAAUAUAUUUUUAUUUUUAUUUU